Molecule: messenger RNA, 1374 nt
Organism: Aspergillus tanneri
Lineage: Eukaryota; Fungi; Ascomycota; Eurotiomycetes; Eurotiales; Aspergillaceae
Gene: rvb1
Product: RuvB family ATP-dependent DNA helicase pontin
Exons: 4
Coding region: 1-1374 (457 amino acids)
Biological process (GO): chromatin remodeling; regulation of transcription by RNA polymerase II; box C/D snoRNP assembly
Cellular component (GO): NuA4 histone acetyltransferase complex; Ino80 complex; Swr1 complex
Molecular function (GO): ATP binding; DNA helicase activity; ATP hydrolysis activity
Source: RefSeq, a predicted model, not a curated record
AUGGUCCAGAUCAGCGAAGUGAAAGGCAAUUCGCGUGAGAACCGGACCGCAGCACACACACAUAUCAAGGGCCUUGGGUUACGUGCUGAUGGAACUGCAGAGGCUUCUGGUGAUGGUUUCAUUGGACAGGCCGCUGCCCGUGAGGCAUGCGGUGUCGUGGUGGAUCUGAUCAAAGCGAAGAAGAUGGCUGGACGCGCUGUUCUCCUUGCCGGUGGUCCGGGAACCGGAAAGACUGCUCUUGCUCUCGCUGUGUCGCAGGAGCUGGGUACCAAGGUACCAUUCUGUCCGAUUGUGGGCAGUGAGAUCUACUCCUCUGAGGUGAAGAAGACUGAGGCACUGAUGGAGAACUUCCGCAGAGCGAUUGGUCUCCGCGUGCGUGAAACCAAAGAAGUGUACGAAGGUGAAGUGACAGAGCUGACGCCCGAGGAGACCGAAAACCCAUUGGGAGGCUAUGGUCGGACAAUUAGCCAUUUGAUUAUCGGAUUGAAGUCUGCAAAGGGUACUAAGAAACUCCGCUUAGACCCUAGUAUCUACGAAGCCAUUCAAAAGGAACGAGUGACCGUUGGAGACGUCAUCUACAUCGAAGCGAAUACCGGAGCUUGCAAGCGAGUUGGACGAUCCGAUGCGUAUGCGACCGAAUUCGAUCUCGAAGCCGAAGAAUACGUUCCUGUCCCGAAAGGCGAAGUCCACAAAAAGAAGGAAAUUGUGCAGGACGUGACGCUGCAUGACCUGGACAUGGCCAAUGCCAGGCCACAAGGCGGACAGGAUGUCAUGAGCAUGAUGGGACAACUCAUGAAGCCCAAAAAGACCGAGAUUACGGAUAAGCUGCGUCAGGAAAUCAACAAAGUGGUCAACCGCUAUAUUGAUCAAGGCGUCGCCGAACUUGUCCCCGGUGUCCUCUUCAUCGACGAGGUCCACAUGCUGGACAUCGAAUGCUUCACAUAUCUGAACAGGGCCCUUGAGUCUACCAUCUCCCCUAUUGUCAUCCUUGCCUCCAACCGCGGACACACAGUCAUCCGCGGCACCGACGACAUCAGCGCUGCCCACGGCGUUCCCUCCGAUCUUCUCGCCCGUCUCCUUAUCAUCCCCACCUACCCUUACGCGCCCGACGAGAUCAAGACGAUCAUUCGCCUGCGUGCCAAGACCGAAGGCCUCAACAUCACCGACCCGGCUCUCGACAAGGUCUCCGAACACGGUAGCAAAGUCAGCUUGCGGUAUGCCCUGCAACUGCUGACGCCCGCAAGCAUCCUGGCGCGUGUCAAUGGACGACCAGGAGGCAUCGAGGAGGUCGAUGUAGCAGAAUGUGAAGAUCUCUUCCUGGAUGCGAAGAGAAGCGCCACAAUCGUGAACCAGGACAGUGACAAGUUCCUGUAG